Molecule: messenger RNA, 846 nt
Organism: Suillus bovinus
Lineage: Eukaryota; Fungi; Basidiomycota; Agaricomycetes; Boletales; Suillaceae
Exons: 5
Coding region: 1-846 (281 amino acids)
Biological process (GO): negative regulation of transcription by RNA polymerase II; chromatin organization
Cellular component (GO): pericentric heterochromatin; nucleus
Molecular function (GO): chromatin binding
Source: RefSeq, a predicted model, not a curated record
AUGCCUCGAGUGACGGAUGCGAUUGACUCUGACUCGGAUGCCGACAGACCACGCACAAACCAGAAGAAAGAGUAUUCAUCCAAGAAGAAUCGCGUAUCCUCUUCAGAGCCCGAACUCGCGUCAGAGAACGAGGAGGCUCCUGGAGAAGAGGGCGAUGAGGAUGAAGAGUAUGAGAUUGAGGAAGUCAUGGAGUCCCAAAAAGGUUAUUUUGGUGAUGGUAAAUUUGGCUAUUUUGUGAAGUGGAAAGGUUAUCCCUCAGAGGAUAACAGCUGGGUGCAUGAGGAUGAUGCAGCCAAUGCGCAGGACCUCAUCACUAAGUAUUGGGAAAACAAGCGCAAAGUCAGUAGGGGUGGUCCCCGCAAGUCCACAGAUACUGGCAAACCCAAGACCGGCCGUAAAUCCACCGUUGUAGAGGAUACUCGAGGGUCCACGCCUCCCGCAAAGAAACGUAGUAGGCCGAAGAAAGCAGACCAGGAGGAACGGUCGGAGAAAGAGCAGGAACCCAGCACUGAUGACGACGAAGCUAGAGCAAAGAAAAAACCACGUAAGAGCCAGGGGGCUUCUGCGAAGAAGGCCACGAAACAGCUGGCUGAAGACGAAGAGGUGGUCACUUUCGGUAGCAUGAAGAAACACAUGACUAUUGCUAGUUGGGAGAACCUUGUCGAGACUAUUGACACGAUCGAACGCGGAGACGAGGGUGACCUCUAUGUGUACUUCAAAAUAAAGCACAGCGAUAUCCGAAUGCGGGAAGUUUCUCGACUUUGUGCCCAAAAGUUCCCUCAGAAGCUUAUCAAGUUUUAUGAGUCCAAUCUGCGAUGGAGAAUUGACGGCGAAGAUGCGAAUUAA